This is a messenger RNA of Lizanozyma spartinae, 552 nucleotides long. RefSeq lists its product as uncharacterized. The transcript has a single exon. The record is from RefSeq and is a predicted model, not a curated record. The coding region runs from base 1 to 552 and encodes 183 amino acids. Gene Ontology annotation, cellular component: membrane. NCBI's taxonomy places the organism in Eukaryota, Fungi, Ascomycota, Pichiomycetes, Serinales, Debaryomycetaceae.
AUGAACAUAGUCUAUGAUAGGGCUAUCUUCCACCGAUUCAACAACUUACCUCAAGUCCGUGAACUCAAACAACGACUAGAGACUCCAAGUAAUGAAACAGAUUACCUCUUUACAAUACUUCGAAAUGACCAUUUGAAUGGUGUACCGAGCUCCGAGUAUCGAUUGGAAUUGGUGGUUGAAAACCAAAGAGGUAUGAAGGUAUUGGGGAUCCCCUUAUACUCAGGGAAAACCCUUAUCCCCAAGAUGGAUCCGACAAACUUUCAACAAUUGAGCGGAGAUAACUUGUAUCUGCUUGGAGAUUUAUCUCAAUUCCCCUUAUCUGAUUUUGGAUGGGAAUGGACUUGGCCUGAAUGGUAUGUGUUGAUGGCCAGUGAUGUUGACGAAGAAGGAUGGGUUUAUUCCCGACUAUUCUUUGCAAGUAAACACUGGAAGGGGAAACAUUACAUGGGCCAUUUCAUUAGAAGGCGAGUAUGGAUACGAUUACGAAAUAAGGUGCCUGCUACUGGUGAUGUUAAAGAUGAAAUUGGUGGUCAGUUGACAGUCAAUGCAUAA